UCUUCACGUUCUCGUGGCGCGGCGCAGGCGUACUGGGUCCUCGGCGCGGACCGCGCAGACUGAAUAAUAAAAGGGGAGCGGCGAAGAGGCAGGAAGACAAGACCAUGUCGAAGGGCCCCGGGCCCGGCGGCUCCGCAGCUUCCUCGGCGCCCCCGGCCGCUACCGCUCAGGUGCUGCAGGCACAGCCCGAGAAACCGCAGCACUACACGUACCUGAAAGAAUUCCGCACGGAGCAGUGCCCACUCUUUGUGCAACACAAAUGCACGCAGCAUCGGCCCUACACCUGCUUCCACUGGCACUUCGUGAACCAGCGGCGCCGCCGGUCCAUCCGCCGUCGGGACGGCACCUUCAAUUACAGCCCUGACGUCUACUGCACCAAGUACGACGAGGCUACAGGCCUCUGCCCGGAGGGCGACGAGUGCCCAUUCCUGCACAGAACCACAGGAGACACUGAGCGCAGGUACCACCUUCGUUACUACAAAACUGGAAUCUGCAUCCACGAGACAGACUCAAAAGGCAACUGCACCAAAAACGGCCUGCACUGCGCUUUUGCCCACGGGCCCCAUGACCUCCGCUCCCCUGUCUACGACAUCAGGGAGCUUCAGGCCAUGGAGGCCUUGCAGAAUGGCCAGACCACAGUAGAAGGGAGCAUAGAGGGCCAGUCGGCUGGGGCUGCGAGCCACGCCAUGAUAGAAAAGAUCCUCAGCGAGGAGCCUCGGUGGCAAGAGACUGCUUAUGUGCUGGGGAACUAUAAGACGGAGCCUUGCAAGAAGCCCCCGCGGCUGUGCCGCCAAGGCUAUGCCUGUCCCUACUACCACAACAGCAAGGACCGGCGGCGGAGCCCCCGGAAGCACAAAUACAGGUCAUCUCCAUGUCCAAACGUCAAGCACGGGGAUGAGUGGGGAGACCCUGGCAAGUGUGAGAACGGAGACGCCUGCCAGUACUGCCACACCCGCACCGAGCAGCAGUUCCACCCCGAGAUCUACAAGUCCACCAAGUGCAACGACAUGCAGCAGUCGGGCAGCUGUCCCCGAGGACCCUUCUGCGCCUUUGCCCACGUAGAACAGCCACCCCUAAGUGACGACCUGCAGCCUUCCUCAGCUGUGUCCAGUCCCACCCAGCCGGGUCCUGUCCUGUACAUGCCGUCUGCCGCCGGAGACUCGGUGCCUGUGAGCCCCUCCAGCCCGCAUGCCCCUGACCUCAGUGCCCUCCUCUGUAGAAACAGCAGCCUAGGCAGCCCGUCUAACCUCUGCAGCUCCCCGCCGGGCUCCAUCAGGAAGCCCCCAAACCUGGAGGGCAUUGUCUUCCCAGGGGAGUCUGGCCUGGCCCCUGGCAGCUAUAAGAAGGCUCCCGGCUUCGAGAGGGAAGACCAGGUGGGAGCCGAGUACCUGAAAAAUUUCAAAUGCCAGGCCAAAUUAAAACCCCACUCAUUAGAGCCCAGGAGUCAAGAGCAGCCUCUGCUUCAGCCCAAACAGGACAUGCUGGGCAUCCUCCCCGCAGGCAGCCCCCUGACCUCAAGCAUCUCUUCUAGUAUCACCUCCAGCCUGGCAGCUACCCCCCCUAGCCCAGUGGGCACCAGCAGCGUCCCCGGCAUGAAUGCAAACGCUCUGCCCUUCUACCCCACCAGCGACACGGUAGAGUCAGUCAUAGAGUCUGCUUUGGAUGACUUGGACCUGAAUGAGUUUGGUGUGGCCGCCCUGGAGAAGACUUUCGAUAACAGCACAGUGCCCCACCCAGGAAGCAUCACCAUCGGCGGCAGCUUGCUGCAGAGCUCUGCGCCCGUGAAUAUCCCCGGCUCCUUGGGCAGCUCUGCCUCCUUCCAUUCAGCAUCCCCGUCCCCUCCUGUCAGCAUCUCCUCGCAUUUCCUGCAGCAGCCCCAGGGCCACCUGAGCCAGUCGGAAAACACAUUUUUGGGAACCUCAGCAUCACAUGGAUCUUUGGGUCUGAACGGGAUGAACAGCAGCAUCUGGGAGCACUUUGCCUCUGGAAGCUUCUCCCCGGGCACUUCCCCCGCUUUCCUAUCAGGGCCAGGGGCUGCUGAGCUGGCCCGACUUCGGCAAGAGCUGGAUGAAGCCAACAGCACCAUCAAGCAGUGGGAGGAGUCCUGGAAGCAGGCCAAGCAGGCUUGUGAUGCCUGGAAGAAAGAGGCAGAGGAGGCUGGUGAGCGGGCCAGUGUGGCGGGCGCCGAGUGCGAGCUGGCCCGGGAGCAGCGGGAUGCACUGGAGGUGCAGGUGAAGAAACUCCAGGAGGAGCUGGAGCGGCUACAUGCAGGGCCCGAGCCCCAGGCCCUGCCCUCCUUCUCUGACCUGGAGACGCUCUCACUCUCCACCCUCUACUCCCUCCAGAAGCAGCUGCGGGCCCAUCUGGAACAAGUGGACAAGGCCGUGUUCCACAUGCAGUCGGUGAAAUGCCUUAAGUGUCAGGAACAGAAGCGGGCAGUGCUGCCGUGCCAACAUGCUGCACUGUGUGAGCUCUGCGCUGAGGGCAGCGAGUGCCCCAUCUGCCAGCCUGGCCGGGCCCACACCCUCCAGUCGUGACCCUGCAGGCCUGGCCCAGCCUGGCCCAGAUCUUCUCACCUAGGACUUUUUAAAGUAUAUAUAUAUAUAUAUAUGAAUAUAUAUA
Molecule: messenger RNA, 2622 nt
Organism: Mandrillus leucophaeus (drill)
Lineage: Eukaryota; Metazoa; Chordata; Mammalia; Primates; Cercopithecidae
Gene: UNK
Product: unkempt family zinc finger
Exons: 16
Coding region: 105-2537 (810 amino acids)
Biological process (GO): cell morphogenesis involved in neuron differentiation
Molecular function (GO): mRNA CDS binding; metal ion binding
Source: RefSeq, a predicted model, not a curated record